Bursaphelenchus okinawaensis is the source of this 5859-nucleotide messenger RNA. The record is from the annotation of a GenBank genome assembly. NCBI's taxonomy places the organism in Eukaryota, Metazoa, Nematoda, Chromadorea, Rhabditida, Aphelenchoididae.
AUGAGUAGCACUGCCACAGCCGCAGCCACAACUGCGACGAGCGGCAACUCGUCAACGGCAUCACGAUGGACCGUCAACACCCUUCAACAACAACGUGCGCCGAAAAGUACGGUGAACAGCGUGCACCGUGCGCCGAAACGCCUGAAAAAGGACAGCGGAGUUGGCGAAGUUGACGAGGUCAAGAAACCCGACCAGUCGAUGCGCGAAACGCCCGCCUCCUCCACCGCGGCCGGGCCUUCCAAUUCGGACAAACCCACAGGUGAGUGAGGAACGACCACUCGUCUCCCCAACGUUCUGUCGCCGUGUUUCUCUUUUCGCUCACUUUCACUUGUUUUCUCGAUUUCAUUUUGAGAGUUUGAGGUUAUGUGAGGUUACAGUAGGGUCUUUGACCUGAGGUUUGGAAAGUUCUGACUAGUGGGGAGGUUGUUUUAGAUAAAAUUUUUAUUUUUUGUUACUUUGUUAUUGUAAAAUAGGGAAAAAAAGAUGGAUUUUUAUUACUUAAGUGCCCUAUGAUGGCUUAUAACUUCAUCUUUUGUUACCUAAAACUUAUUUUGAGUAAUGUUUUUUUUAUUUUAUAACUUAAUUUUUAAAAUUUUUGUUUUAAAAUUAAAAUUUAAAAAUUUUAACUUUAAAAAUUCAGGCACGCCGAUGGCCUCAUCAGACAGCGGAGUUGAAUCCAACGCAGACAUGGACACGGACGCCAACAAAACCGAAAAACAACGUGCUGCUGUAGCCGACUCACGGAACGGCGUAGCUUCACCAUCAGAAAGUUCAGCCUCAGAGAUGAGCGAAGUUUCAGCGCGGCGGCGAACGCUGAGCAGGCGGAGAACUAGCUCGAAUUCAAACAACGAAGAGCACGAUGAAGACGAGGAAGCUGGGAUGGCCGAGGAGGACGAUGUGGAAGAAGAGGACGAAGGCGACGUUGAGGACGAUGAUGUUGAUGAAGAGAUGGACAACUCACCGCCCGCCGAACAGUAUCGUCAACGACUUGACACUGAUGUGUCAGUGAGUCAGGAGAGUCGAGAUCUGAUCGUUUGUGGGAUCUGUCGACAAGAGUUCCAGUUGUCCAACUUUUCCGAGUUCAUCGAACAUAAAGUGACAUUCUGCUCGAAGAAGGAGGACAAUAACAUGUUUGGUGCGUCGAGAGGAAGGAGGAAACAAGCCAAUUCCACUGACAAUCAGCUGCCGUUAAUGAGGUCGUUGUCCGCCAACCUGCCCGGCAAAGAAGUUGGGACUGAGACGGAGAGUACAAGUAUGUUGCUUUAGGGGGUUUUAGCUUUAAUUUCUGGAUUUAAAAAGGCAUUUUAAAGUUUAAAAAUAAAUUUUAAGUUUUCUUUUUAACUAAAAUUUAAAUUUAGUCUUAAAGAUUAAAAAUUAAGUUGUUUUUGAAUUAAAAAUGACACGUAUUGGGCAGUUGUUUUUAGAAUUUUAGCUUUAUUUUGACUUUUUUAAUAAUUUGUUACUUAAAGUUUGGUUUAUAGUGACUCAAAGUUGAUAUAUAGCUACAUUUUUUAAACUUUCGAAAAGUAAUUGACCCAUUAAACUGUAAUAUUGUUACAAAUUCCCAAAAAUUGUUUAUUUUCCUUCAAAAUUCUACAAAUAUUUUACAAAGUGUCAAGCCUCACGUUACGUUUCCCGCCAUCAUAUACUAGUGGAAUGUGCGAUUCUGGAAGCGAUGCAUCUUAAAACGCGAAUACUUUUUUAAAACGAAUUUAAAGUGUUUUGUAAUAUUGCGCAUGACCGGCCGACCCGGUGGUUAUUUAAGAAAUUACGUGGGCUUGAGAGGGGGGGGGGAUUGGGAGCGGUGUUAAACGGCUGAGCAAACGUUGGGGGCCCGCCACGCUCUCACGGUGUAACGUUCUCUCCGAAACGUCGACCCUACAAAAGUCUCUUUGAUUGGCAAACAAACGUCGGUCGAUUUUGGCGUCGUCUUUGGUCGAAUGGUCCUCCGGUUUUGUUUGGUCCGGCUUCCUAUGACAACUUGUUGUUUGUUUGAUUUUGAGUAUUUUCUGACAAAAGUGGUCGUUCUUCAACUUUUUUUUGGAAAUGUUCUUGUCUUGGUAAACUUUUUUUAAAGAUUUUAUUUUCUUAUUAUUGGGUUGUUCAAAUAAUUCUGUGUUCUUUCUCACAGCACAUUUUCAGUGUUAAGGGGCUCAGAAUUAUUUGAACAACCCGCUAUAAUGCAUUCUUUUUGUUCUGUCUACCUAGUAUUAUCUUCUGGCAGCCAUUCCGGGUCUUGUGAUCAAAUCUGAUUUACCGGUCGAUUUUGAAACAUUUUUGACUAUUUUAACUUCACCGGUCAAAAAAUGUUGACCCUCUUUCAACUCCAAACUCACGUUUCAAUGACUGUUCUCAAAUCGGCUCAUUUCUUUAUUUUUGUCAACUUUAACCCUUUUCAUCUCUGCACUCUCUCCGUGUCUCAACACACUCCUUUUGUAUCUACAACAUCCUCUAUCUCUGUUCACGUUCUCCGCCUUCUCCCCCAUUCACUUCUCUCCCCUGCCAUUUUAUUUUGUUGUUUUGCGGAUCACGGCGGUCGAAGUUUCGUCGCUGACCCGCCCGGCUCCUCUUUCGGAUUGGUUUCCCUUUUCAGCCGGAGAUAAUGGCCGUGCUCGCAUAACGUAACAAAUGUGCUUUUCUGGCGUGAAUUUCGCGCCAAUUUUUCAUCUUCAAGAUGCGGAAUAUUGGCGCCAAAAUUUCGCGCAUUUUUUGUUGAAAUCACGUUUUGAGAAGCGGAAUUGAAGCGGCAGAUGGUGGGCAAGUCUUUGAAGGUCUUGGUCUUUUAAGUUUUUUUUGGAAGGAAGCUAAAAUAAGAAAUGAAAAACAUUUGGUUUUGUCAUCAUUUUACAGUAUCUUUUGGUAUUUAUCUUGUAUCUGGAGGUUCUUUUAGGAAAAAAAAAUUUUUGAAAAAAAGUUGAACGUGGUUGAUCAAAAAAUUUUGAAAAAAUUUGGCUUUUACUCUCUAUUCUCUUAGGCCUGGACUAAAAUUACCAGCUUGACUUGAACUUUAUUUUUUCUGCGUCUUACUGUAACUUUCUACCGUAUCUUCACUUUUCUUACUACUCAAAAAUUUCUGUCUUAAUUAUUGUGUUCCCUAUCUCAGAGACCUUCCCUACCUCAAAAAUGAUUUCCUGUCCCAGAGAAGAGACGAUGUCUAAGAUAUAAACUCCCUGCUGUAACCAAAUCCUUCUUCUUCCUCCUUCCCGUGACGUCUGUGCCGUCGGAAGAUGGUCACAUUUGGCCAGACGACUCCGUGUCCUAAUAUGUUGAUAGCAAAAAACAAACGCGAAAUCAGAAGAAAAGUCAAUAAAGGCUAGCCAAACAACAAAAAAAGCAAAAAUAUUAAGAAAAACAAACAUUCAUGACAUGGUUUUAAACAUGCAAUCGCAUACAUAACAAGGAAAUGCAUUGUCUCUGAUAGGGGGGUUGAUUUAGGGUUCUACGGUUGUGUGAUGACAUAAAAUAUCAAAAUUGUAAUUUAAAAGUAAAAAAAAAAAUAUUUUAAAAAUAAAAAAAAUCAUUUCAAAAUUUAAAAAUCAAUCUUAUAGUCCAAGCCGCCACCUCAACAACCUGCCGUGUGUGCAAAAAGAAGUGCCAAGACAUCUGGUCCCUACUACAACAUGCUUCCUCAGCUCACGACAUCAAAGUUGCUGAAGAAACACCCUCUGGCAACUCCUUCAGCGAGAACGUUGACCCUCUUGUCAAAGCAGAAACCACCUACAUUGCACGACCUCAAGCCGUAGCCAGUAGCACGCCGAAGCCAAAAGCCGCUACAAAGCCGAUCCAAAGCCGAAGUGCAUUCAAUCUGAACACAUUUUGCACUGAACGACUGAAGGAAUGUGCUGAACGUGCCAACAGUCAGACAUCGACUUCUGUCUCCAACAGCCUUCUGAAUACCCAGUCGUUGCUGGCCAAUAUUGUUGGACAACAGACUCAGUCGACUACACCGUUACUGUCUUCGGUGUUGAAUGCGUUACAACAGCAGCAACAAAGGUCGAGUAAUGUGCAGAACCCCUUCUUACAACACUUGUCAUCAAUGCAGGAAUACUACAGUAACCCGAAUGCCAUGUCUUUGUUGAACAGUUUGAAUCAGAUGGAGACACCUACACCUACUACAACACCCAAUCUGAAUGGUGUUAGCAACGCUGCUUCGUUCUUGUUAAACGGAAUCGCAUCGAAUUUGGCAUCAAACAACCAGCUGUCAUCGUUCUCUACUUCAACAUCCAUGCCUUCUACCACCAUGCCUGUCUCUACUCUGCCCAAUGUUGAUACCCCUACCCCAACGGUGGAAGCUGCUAUUGCGGCUGCCGCUGCCGCCACAACUUCAGCAUUGGAGUCGGGAUCUCCUCGGCGUCGGACAGCUACACCAUCUACAGGCUCACCUCACGCCAACUCGUUCAGUGCCGGAGGACCAUCCCCCAACAAACAGCCUCGUCUAAUGACACCCAGCCGCAACUCUUGUUCGGCCAUCAAUGUCAGUUCAGCAUUGACCUCACCGGCCGUCCACUCCACCACUACGGGCGGCGGUGAUGGGCUUCUGGAGGACGACGAGAACAAUCUGAUUGUUGUGGACGACGAACUGGCUGAGCCGGCUGCACGAAGGGAUUCGAAGGCGAGGAAGGACCGAUGUGACUACUGUCAGAAGGUGUUUACGAAUCGAAGCAAUCUGAUCGUGCACCUGCGAAGUCAUACUGGGGAGAAGCCGUACAAGUGCAACUUGUGUCCGUAUGCAUGUGCUCAGAGUAGUAAACUGACCAGACAUAUGCGAACUCAUGGGCAACAGGGCAAGGUAAGUUUUUUGGACUUUAAAAAGGUAACAAAAAAUAGUUUCAACACAAAGAAAAUGAUAUAAAACGUUAUUUGUUACCUAAAAAACGACAAAAAUGUUUCAGGAAGUGUUCAACUGCACCAUCUGCAAGAUGCCUUUCAGUGUGCAUUCAACCUUAGAGAAGCACAUGAGGAAAUGCGUGGUAAUGCACGGUUGUAACUCGUCUUCAGUCAACAACAAGUCUGAUGGAUUCAAGAGAUGUAGGUUUUUUGAAAAAUUAAUAAAAAAAAAUUUUGAAACACGUCCAAAAAUCGACCGGUAAAUCAGAUUCUAUCCCAAGAUUUAAAAAAGGCGGAGAAGAUAAUAUUAGGUUGUUCAAAUAAUUCUGAGCUAUUUAGCGGUGAAAAUUUGCUUUGAAAGUGGCUCAAAAGUUUUUGAACAGCCUAAUAUAAAUUUUUUUCUCUUAUUUCUCGCUGGAAAAUCAAAAAAAUAUUUAAAAAUUGAAAAAAAUUUUAAAAAAUUUAAAUUUGUAUCGAAUUUUGAAAAAAAAUUUUAAAUUUUAAUUUCAAAAAUACUGUAUAUUUUUCAGCUACACCAAUCAAAUCGCAUGCUCCAAUCGCGGAAGCCAAUUCGUUGUUAGCGCUUUCCAAGGCACCAGUCUCGUUGCCUGGGGGCACCACACCCUCGAGCAGUCUACCACCGAAUGUGGCACAGACCAACAAAAUGGUACUCGACUGGCUUCAUGUGAGUUUCAAAUUUGUUAUUAAAGUUUUUUUGUAAAAUACGGAUGUCUUUUGUUUUUCAACUUAUGUAUUAUAUUGAUCAAGGUCAAAUUUUUUAAAAUUUUUUUAUUUCUGAAGAAAUGCUGAUUUUGUAAUAUUAUAUCUGAUAGUAAAACGCCAAAAUAGAACCCUCUAAACCCACUGUAAAAUUUCUAGGCCUUGAACAUGAACGGUGCCAACCCGAACGGCCCCAACGCCGACUUUCAUCACGAUGAGGACGAGCUGGACGAUUCGUCGGAGUUGGUGCACUCGCUGCAGAAAGUGAUGCAGGAUGCGGUUCAGGUGAAGGAAGAACACCAAAACCUGUGA